CUGUGUGGUGAGAGGCAGACUCUGAUUCAUGUCCUCAACACAUGCAAAGCUGCCCGUGAUGGACGAAGAUUCAAUGCCCGCCAUGAUGCCAUUCUUGCGGAAAUCGCUUCCCUCCUGUCAGCCCAUAUUUCCCCACCUGCCAAGCUGUGUGCUGACCUGGGAUCCUACACAUUUCCUCAGCGUAUUGUGGCCACUGAUCUACACCCUGACAUCGUAUGGUGGGAUGACUCACUGCGGAGGAUUGUGCUCAUCGAGCUCACUAUCUGCUUCGAGACCUCCUUCCACCAUGCAGCAAAGCGUAAAGAGCUGAAGUACGAAAAUAUGAUAGCAAGGGCCAGGUCAGCUGGGUACAGUGGUCGCCUGAUUACCCUCCAAGUGGGAUCGAGAGGAAUUGUUGACCAGGCCGGCUUUUCACAUCUCAAGCAUGAUCUCAACAUCGGUAAGCGGGUCCUUACACUCGCAUCAGCUACCUAG
Geodia barretti is the source of this 474-nucleotide messenger RNA. Lineage: Eukaryota; Metazoa; Porifera; Demospongiae; Tetractinellida; Geodiidae. The record is from the annotation of a GenBank genome assembly.